Molecule: messenger RNA, 2658 nt
Organism: Emericellopsis cladophorae
Lineage: Eukaryota; Fungi; Ascomycota; Sordariomycetes; Hypocreales; Bionectriaceae
Exons: 1
Coding region: 1-2658 (885 amino acids)
Source: RefSeq, a predicted model, not a curated record
AUGGCUUCAGCGUACGGACCUGAGGCGAACCUGAGGGCCCCCCUCAUCGACAACAUGGGUGCGCCCGAGCCGGGGCACCGCCAGGCACCUCCCAAUCCCACCUUCAGCUUCCCAGCUGCGCCUGCGAGCCCCGAUGGCACGACGCUCGACCGUGCCCGACCAGCUAGGACAUCCAGGAGACGCCCAAUGUCAGCCAUUGAGAACUCGACGCAGUCUUAUCACUUGGCGACGGAGAGAUCAGCUGGUCGUGUUGCGCUGCCGGCCUUCAGCUUCAACCCAGGAGCCUCCCUGCCAGUCGAUCCACUGGCACCCGCUAUGAGCCCGCCUCUGUCCCCUCAGUCUCCCAGAGUCCUGCCCUCAGGUGACAGGCCCAAGCAUGGUCAUCGACGAGGAGGCAGCGAGUUUGUGGGAGGAAGGAUUCGUGAAGGUAAUUCCAUUGCCGUGAUGGGCACCAGCCCUGUCAAGUCGGAAUUCGGCUCCUCGGUGAAUCUGGCGCCUCCACGCAGAGGUCACCGACGUGGUGUUUCUUCGGCCCUGUCAACGAACGACCUGUCCCUGCUGCCUCCUCCACAACAGGAUUUCUCAUUCAAGGGAAGCAGUGCGCCUAACUCGCCUACCGAUUUCGAGCGGACUCCGGCGCCCAUCCCUCCGCCUGCUGAGAACACGUCGGGCAACGAGGAGGACGACCUGCCACCUCCCAAGCCAGCAUCGCGCGCUCGCGUUGGAUUUUCCGACACUCUCGAGUUCAUCCCUCGACCACUCUCAUUGGUGUCAACCGACACCUCCAGUACAAUCACCGCCAGACCGAGUCACACAGUCUCCGGGAGCCAUUCCUCACCCGUGCCUGGAAGCUCACCGACAGGACGCGAGAGUCCGGCGUCUCGAUCACGUAGCCCCUCACAGGGCCCUGACUCGCGACCAAGCACAGCAGGCGCCAUCCUCGAGCGCGCUCCUACACUCCAACCAGAUGGGCAAAAUGCACCGCCUCGCCGCCGCAAUUCUAUCCCUGCCAUUGCGGAACUCACAGCCAGCACUGUCUCAGAGCCGCCAACACCGAGCCCGACCAAGUCCAAGCGUUGGACCUUCUUUGGACUGGACCCUUUCGCAGGGCACGGCCCUCCUAACAAGAAUCGCCCACACAGUGCCUCUUCCGCCGAAUCAGCUACGCGGGUCGUAUCUGGAACUUCCUCAUCCGACCUUGGCUCGGAUUCACCUACCGAGGAGCACAGUUCCAAGGCUGACAAGAAGAAGAGCAAGAAGCGAAAGAUAGUCAAGGGCUGGGCGGGCUCGAUUCUGCCCCGCAAACAGAAAGACGAUAAACGCUCCAAAUAUGCUGUUCGCCCCCCUACGCCUCCUGCCUCCGCGGUGGCCUUGGAAGAAGACGAUGAUGCGAUGGAUAUCGACGACCAGCCGUCACCAGCCCCGCCUACCGUCUUGAUCACUGAAUCGCCCACGCCUCCGAGACCAACUUCUUCUCGAAAAGCUGAGGACAUAUCGUCGCCCAUGAUUGACCUUGACGCUGCUCUUGGCCCGUUCAACACUCCUUUGGGAAACAAUCCCGAGUGGGAUGCUGCACAGAGGGCCGCUGGCAAUGCCGGCAGACGUCGGCUGCACAGUGCACAAGGCAUGCGUGGGUUCAGCGGACCGGGGAUGCACUAUCACAGGAGAGCGGAAUCUGCCCCUGACUUGCCGCCCUUCGAAAUGGGCCCCUCGAGCAUCCACCGGUUUGCGAGUAGCUCCACCAUGGCGGACGUUUUCGAGGAGGAGGAAGAGGAGGUGUACGACGACACUGCCAGCCGUCACUCGAAACCCCCGACGAUUUCGGAGCAGGAGUCUGACAACGACGCAACGCCCCCAGCAGUGGCACCAGCAGUGGCACCAGCAUUGGCACCCGAGCCUCCCCAGGAGCCGGCACGCAGCGUUCGCCGCAAGAGCUCCGGGAUGAGCGACAGGGACCAGUCCAGCAUGCAGUCGAUCCGCGCGCAGCGGUCCAAAAACUCGAUGCACGAGAGCGUCAUUCUAGAAGAGCCCGUCGUUCGCUUUCGCACCCACAACGUAUUUGAGGGCGGGUCGGAAGCGUCCGUGUCGCCUCGCCUUUCGCCGAGGCAGGCUUCUGGGACGCGGGAGCUACCCACGUUUCAGCUACCGGCGCCACCCGCACCCAGCGCCGUUCCCACAAGCCCCUACUCGGUGAGCUACUCGUCUUCGCCUCGCUCGCCCAUGUCACCGGAUACACAGCGGCUUUCAACAGCGCCGUCGUCUGUGCACGAGGACAACAGCUUCCGCUCGUUGCUCAUGGGCGAGCCCGGUCCAGAAGUGCGCCUGUCGGUGGAUUACGACGUUCCGUCGCUGACAUCGAGCAACUCCAUCAUGACGAGGGACAGUCAGUAUCCACCCCAGGCACGCAUGUCGCAGCCUACACUUCGCGAACCCCGCCCGUUAUCCGUGUCGUCUGCAGCGUUCGGCCGUCGCCGAUCAAGUCUGGUCAGCCUGAGCCGUUUGAUCAGCAGUUCCCACGGCGAGAGGAGCAAGUUGUCGAUGGAAGUGCCCAUGGACGCCGAGGGGGAGGCCAAGAAGACGCGCGGCAGCCGCACGAAACGUCUUGGCCGCCUCGUGCAAUUCUGGAAGCCAAAGGAAGAAGGCAUCCAAACUCAAUGA